Uncinocarpus reesii 1704 is the source of this 894-nucleotide messenger RNA. RefSeq lists its product as uncharacterized. NCBI's taxonomy places the organism in Eukaryota, Fungi, Ascomycota, Eurotiomycetes, Onygenales, Onygenaceae. Gene Ontology annotation, molecular function: pyridoxal phosphate binding. The record is from RefSeq and is a predicted model, not a curated record. The coding region runs from base 1 to 894 and encodes 297 amino acids. The transcript has 2 exons. Gene Ontology annotation, cellular component: intracellular anatomical structure.
AUGUGUUGCUCCGGGAGCGAGACUGAGGAGCGUCCGAUUCGCACCGAAUACCCGGUGUCAAACUGCGCCAGAUCCCCGACUAUGAGCACUUCCUCAGCUGCGGAACCUCUCACCGAAAUGCCCUCCCCGUCUCGCACCUCUGCCCUUCUCGCCAAUCUCUCCUCGGUAACCUCCCGCAUCUCUGCCGCCACCACUGGCAAUCCAGUUCGUCUUGUUGCUGUCUCCAAACUCAAGCCCGCGUCUGAUAUCCUCGCUCUUCAUAGUCCACCAACCUCCCACAUCCAUUUUGGUGAAAACUAUCUCCAGGAGCUCCUCGAAAAAUCAAAAAUCCUCCCGCCUGAAAUCAGGUGGCAUUUCAUCGGUGGUUUACAAUCCAACAAAUGCGUCACCCUAGCCAGAGACGUGAGGGGCCUUUGGGCCGUCGAGAGCGUAGAUACACAAAAGAAGGCGUCUCUAUUGGAUAAAGGGUGGGGAGAGAGAUCCAACAGCCAGGAGGGCCAGCAACAGGAACCAUUGCGUGUCUUUGUGCAAGUGAACACUUCCGGGGAAGAGAGUAAAUCCGGCGUCGAGCCGUCGAAUGCAGUGGAGCUGUGCCGGUUCAUCCAAGAGAAGUGCCCGCGGCUGAAACUGCAGGGCUUAAUGACCAUUGGAGCCAUUGCUCGUUCGAAGGCCACCACUCCAGAGACACAAAAUGAGGAUUUUGUGUGUCUGAGAGAGACCAGGGAUAAUGUUUGCCAGGAGCUGGGAUGGGAGGGAGAGGACAAACUGGAGCUGAGCAUGGGUAUGAGCGAGGAUUUCGAAGGGGCUAUUGCCAUGGGUAGCAAUGAGGUUAGAGUGGGAAGCACAAUAUUCGGGGCGCGUCCACCAAAAGGCGAAGCCAAAGUGACCUCCUGA